GUACUAGAGUGACGGAGUUCUCUCCGUUAAACGCUUUGUUUUUGUUUGUCUCUUUACAAUUAAUUAAAUUAAAAUUUAUGUAACUGCUUGGCAAAAUCAGAAAACAAAGAACAAGGUUCGACAACCACUCGAAUCAGAAGUACACUUUCUCAACUUCCAUCGACGAUAGUCUCUAACAAAUGACGAGUAACAUGCUCGACAUUGACCCCUUCGCGUUGGCAGCUCCCAUCUCCUCCUGCCAAAUUGGGUGAUUGCAAGCGCGCCGCCUCUAUACGCCGCGAGGCCCUGCAUAGGAUCACUGGAUGUCUCUGAAUAUAAUCGAUUCGAUUACGAUUCAAGCUUUGAUCAGUGCUACGAGAUGCCCUUCGGAUACGUCCAGAUCCCAGUUAGAAUCGUCGAUCCCUAGUUGCUCGACGGCAGCGAAUACUCCAUCCCCAUGGCCACCACCGACGACUGCUUCAUCUCCGGAGGUUUUUAGAAUGUGUUGGGUUUCCUCCAUUCUGAUUUGCCUGGCGUGGACGUCAUCGCCAUCUCCGUGUGUUAACUCCAUACUAUUCAGAGGUUUUGUCUUUACAACAUGUCUCUACUUUAGAAUAGGUCACAGCUUGGUGGGAGCAACAAAGCUUGAGAGUUCGGAUGGAGCAGCUGCAACAAGAAAAGAGUGUAGUGAUCAGAACUGUGAUUUUGAUUGUAGAGUUUAGUGGUAGGUGAAAGGAUGAAUCGAAAUGUGUUUUGUUUGGGAGACUCUAAUGUACGGAAGACCUCUUUGUUCUCAAGGCACUAGUGAACGUGACUUCUCAAUAAUGUUACUGCAUGUACUAAUACAAAGAGGAGGAAGCCCCUCGAGAAACAUGAAGGCCAUGAUGGCUGACUAACGAACUUCAUCCUUCUCGCGUUUCUUCUUCUUAAAGCACCAAAGCUCAUCGUUACCUGCAAGCCAACGAACUACGUUAACCAGCCAGACAUGUAUCAUCUUCUCAACAACUUCUUCAUUAUGCCUUAUAACAAAUUCACACAGUUACA
Molecule: messenger RNA, 1023 nt
Organism: Linum trigynum
Lineage: Eukaryota; Viridiplantae; Streptophyta; Magnoliopsida; Malpighiales; Linaceae
Source: the annotation of a GenBank genome assembly